Pomacea canaliculata is the source of this 911-nucleotide messenger RNA. RefSeq names its product C-type lectin domain family 17, member A-like. The coding region runs from base 89 to 595 and encodes 168 amino acids. Gene Ontology annotation, molecular function: signaling receptor activity. The transcript has 5 exons. The record is from RefSeq and is a predicted model, not a curated record. Lineage: Eukaryota; Metazoa; Mollusca; Gastropoda; Architaenioglossa; Ampullariidae.
GCAUUUGCGCUUAGUACAACGGAAGGUAAGCAGGAUACAGAGGUCCACCUGUCUGUUCCCACAGGUUAAUGGUGUGCGUCCCUGCAACAUGACCCACUACGGUUUGCUGAUGAUGUGGAGCAGCCUGACCACACUGAGUGUCUUUGGUGUAUUCGUGGCUGGUCACUUCUGUCCCCAAGGUUGGGAGUCAUUGCAAGACAGAUGUUACCUGUAUGUAAAUCGCCUCUUGACUUGGUCAGCAGCAAAGGAAAUCUGCAAUGGCAGUUCUUCUUCCCUCGUUGAAACUGAAUCAGAGGAGGAGAACAGUUUUGUUCACAACAUGAUGAGGGCCCAUGGAGCACAGGUUGGCGUGUGGCUGAACAUCGAUGACAGGACCCAGGAGGGUCACUGGGUGUCGUCCACCACACACCAGCCCCUGACCUACAGCAAGUGGAACGACGGCGAACCCAACAACAUGGACGAUGAAGACUGCGGCAUGAUGCGUCUCCCUGGCAACUGGAAUGACCUGAACUGUCAGAAGGGGGAUGUCAACAACGCCGUCUGCGAGAAAGUCUGUUCUGAAGCUUUUGAAUGUUCAUCGUGGACCAAAAAUUAAACUACGAUACAAGGUGAUAAUUUGAAGUAGACAUCGACGAUGUGCGCGGGUGCCCUCUCCCCAGCCUGCAAGAGUUCAUCGGCCCCGAACGGGCCCGUUUCGGGCUGAGAAAUGGGGCCGUUAAGGGAAGUUACACUCCCAGCCCGCCGUAUUAUGGGAGCCUAAAGUGCAUCGGCCCCUUGCGGGCUUGGGAGAAAUAACUCCCUCAGCCCUCCAAAGCCCCACCCUAAAAACACCUCGCAGCCCUUCCAUAGUCCCUCAGCCCUCCAGAGCCCCACCCUAAAAACACCUUGCAGCCCUUCCAUAGUCCCUCAGC